CGCGCACACACGCGCGCCUCUUCAUAUUCAUCCGCAGUUUCCGAGCGGGAGCGCAGGUGGCGGGAAGAGGAGGAGACGCCGCUGGAGAAGGACCAGCAGGAACUGGACUCAUUUGAUUAGGAACGCAUAUCAUUGGGAAGAAAAAAAAGUUUGUUUAUAAAAAAUUUAAAAAAAGAUGCUCGUCUCCGCCGCUGCUGUUCUGUUCUGUGGAUUUAUCUCCUGAGAGACUGCUGCGGUUCUGACGCGACGUCCCGCCUGGUACAGGUACCGUUUCUUUAUGAAUGCGCACUCCAUCAUGGACCUGCUCGGACUCUACUUCCUGCAGCUCGCCCUCCUUGGACUUCCACGCCUUGCCGACUCCGACGGCGGCUGGGACUGCCUGCGGGCGGGCGACGCCUGCUCCGGCGAUGACACCUGCAGCCCGCGACUGCGCACCCUGCGGCAGUGUGUGGCGGGCGACGGCAGCGUCAAGCUGGGGCCCGGAGCUCGCAACCAGUGCGAGAACGCCAUGACGGCGCUGCUAUCCACGCCGCUGCACGGCUGCCAGUGCAAGCGAGGUAUGAAGAAGGAGAAAAACUGCCUGAGCAUCUACUGGAGUCUGCAUCAGUCGGUCCUGCACGGUCUCAACCUGGUGAAGGACUUCCCGUACGAGCCCGAGGAGAGAGGGUCCGGCUACGUCCGCCUGGCCUCCAUCGCUGCAGAGUCAGAAGUGACCGCCGUCAACCGCUGCCUGGACGCCGCCAAGGCGUGCAACAUAGACGAGACGUGUCAGAAGCUGCGCACGGAGUACGUGUCGUCCUGCAUCCAGCCCUCCGCCCGCUCCGGGCCCUGCAACCGGCCCAAGUGCAGCAAGGCGCUCAGGAAGUUCUUCGACCGCGUGCCUGCAGACUACACCCACGAGUUGCUCUUCUGCCCCUGCACCGACACGGCGUGUGCCGAGCGCCGCCGCCAGACCAUCGUGCCGACGUGCUCCUACGAGGACAAGGACAAGCCCAGCUGCCUGGCCCAGCUGAGGGUCUGCAAGGCCGACUACGUGUGCAGGUCUCGCUGGGCCCAGUUCCAGUACGACUGCCAGCCCUGGGAGCAGAGCGCCAGCGGCUGCAAGCAGGAGAACCAUGGCGCGUGUCUGCUGGCCUACACCGGCCUGAUCGGAAGCACAGUCACGCCCAACUACCUUGACAAUUCCACCUCCAACGUGGGACCAUGGUGCUCCUGCAGUGCCGGCGGCCACCAGCGGGAGCAGUGUGGAGACUUCCUGGCGUUGUUCCACGACAACGUCUGCCUGAAGAACGCCAUCUUGGCUUUUGGCAACAGCUCGGAUGUGAAAACAGGCGGUGGUCAGUCCGGGAUUCCCAGCCCGACCGUGUACUCUCCCUGGGCCAGCGCCGCCCCGGGCGUUUCCAUGGAAACAGAGCAGAACAUCCUGAGAGCACAGAUACCAACUCAAGUCAAGGACAACAGAUUGUGGGGUGACGAUGGAGACUCCACUCUCCCCUCCCCCAAACUCUCGGAUCGCUCAUGCGGGCGCCCCUGCUCUUCUUCACCCCGCCUGCUGAUGAUGAUGAUGAUGAUGAUGAUGAUGAUGACGACGCUCCUCUACGGCCACUAGGGGGGGGUCGCUCAUGCCAGCCGUCGCUGAUGGACAACUUGGGGGGGUGGGACGUGAAAGUGGGCGGGGUCAAGUUUCCACGCUUUGUCUUUUUUUUUUUUUGUCUUUGGUGAAUCAUGACUCGGCACUUUUUGGUGCGCCCAACAGAUCAGGAAGCGCGGCGCCCCAUUUCCCGCUUCCGAAGUGUCGGAGAUGACUAACUUUGUUGCCAGAGUUUUAUCGAUUAUUGAACCUUCCUUUGUCGUGACCGAAGAUCAUUGAUGUGAGUCGUCAUUGUGACCACCAGGGGGCGGGACUGAGGC
Messenger RNA from Nerophis lumbriciformis (worm pipefish), 1911 nucleotides. It is a transcript of the gene gfra4a, whose product is annotated as GDNF family receptor alpha 4a. Gene Ontology annotation, cellular component: signaling receptor complex; external side of plasma membrane. Gene Ontology annotation, molecular function: signaling receptor activity. The record is from RefSeq and is a predicted model, not a curated record. Gene Ontology annotation, biological process: nervous system development. NCBI's taxonomy places the organism in Eukaryota, Metazoa, Chordata, Actinopteri, Syngnathiformes, Syngnathidae.